GAGCGAAAGGCUUAGGCCAUACGAGAAGCUAACAAGCUAACAGUUUGAGAGAAAGAUUUUUCCUUUCAGCACUUAACUUUACAAUUUCUUCAUUUGUGUUUUGAGAAGUUUUCUUCGCAUUAAAUCCCAAAGGGUACUUUAACCUCAGGCCUUUAAUCAAACCCAACAUUUGCGUCUAAUUUAGCUGGAUAACAGGCCUACGUUAACGCUAGUCGGUUAGCAUAACUAUCGUUAACAUCGAGCAGUUAAUAUUUCUGAUGUCCGAUUGUCGGAAAGUUAGCUUAUCGAUCUAACAGAAAGGUUGUGGUUAGUACUAAUCUGCUCUGAUAAGAAUUGUUAGAUUAAAAGUUCGGUUCUGCAACAUUGUGAGGACAUGGCUGCGGAUUGGUUGGGUAGUUUGGUGUCAAUUAACUGUGGACCAACACUGGGAGUCUAUCAAGGAGAGGUAUCGUCUGUGGACCAGUCCAGCCAAACUAUCUCUUUAAGACAACCUUUCCAUAAUGGGGUCAAGUGCCCUGUUCCUGAGGUCACAUUCAGUGCCAUUGACAUAAAGGAACUCAAGAUUCUAGAUAUCAGAAAUGGCAAUGUUAGGAUCAGCUCCUCUGCAUCUACAAAGGUAAGCAGUGCUCCAGUUGCAGUCCCAAAGGGUGACCCCAGGUCUGUGGAGAAGCUAAACUCUCCUCAGCACUGCUCUAAAAGCUAUGGAGAGCGUCAUCUGGAUGUUCCUGGCCAGCCUAAAGGAUUCCGUCGAAGACACAACUCCUGGUCAUCAAGUAGCCGAGGGGCAAACCAAGUGACACCAAAAAAGAACGGGGUGAAGAAUGGUCAGAUGAAGCACAGAGAUGAUGAGUGUUUUGGCGAUGGUGUGGAUGAUGGCCUGGACACAGACUUUGAUUUUGAAGGAAACUUGGCUCUUUUUGACAAAGCAGCAGUUUUCUCAGAGAUUGACAUAUCAGAGCGCCGUAACGGUGCAAGGUCACGUGGGACGCCACAAGAGCAGACGCCUUUACGGUACCGGCAUGAUGAGAACAUCCUGGAGGCCAAACCUGUUGUAUACAGACAGAUUACUGUACCACAGCCUGGGGUCAAAGAAUACUGCACUGACUCUGGGCUUGUUGUACCUAGUAUAUCUUAUGAGCUACACAAGCGUCUCUUGUCGGUCGCUGAGCGUCAUGGUCUUUCAUUGGAGCGAAGACUGGAAAUGACUGGAGUGUGUGCCAGUCAGAUGGCACUUACAUUGCUCGGUGGGCCAAAUAGAUUCACUCCAAAAAAUUUACAUCAGCGUCCCACAGUGGCUCUGCUGUGUGGCCCUCAUGUUCAGGGGGCUCAGGGCAUCAGCUGUGGUCGUCACCUGGCGAAUCAUGAAGUGGAGGUCAUCCUGUUUCUGCCCAAUUUUGUCAAGAUGCUCGACUCUGUCACCAGCGAGCUCACGCUCUUCAACAAAACUGGGGGCAAACAGGUGUCAAGUAUCAGAGACCUUCCAGACACCCCCGUGGACCUAAUCAUUAACUGCCUGGACUGUCAUGAGAACACGUUCCUGAUGGAUCAGCCUUGGUACCGAGCAGCUGCAGACUGGGCUAACCAGAACCGAGCCCCGGUACUCAGCUUAGACCCUCCUGUUAGUGGCCAGGGUCAGGCAGUUGAGGCCAAGUGGUCCCUCUCUCUUUGCCUCCCGCUUCCCCUGGGUGAGGGAGCUGGCAGGGUUUACCUGUGUGACAUAGGUGUUCCUCGCCAGGUGUUCCAGGAAGUGGGAAUCAAGUACCAUUCUCCGUUUGGGUGCAAAUUUGUCAUCCCCCUGCACUCUGCAUAGUGGGACUAAUGUUCAACAUGACAGAUUGUGUAAACCUUCCACCAUCCUUGACCAUUUGGGUUUGGGCGCCUUAUAUUAGAAAGCUUCAGCUGUUUUUCAGUUCAUCCCUUAAGUUUCUAACUCAUCAACGUGUGGAAGGGGCAUUUCCCUCACACUGAAGGACCACUGUUUGGUACAUUAGUUCUACAAGGACUAAAAGCAAAUGGCUGGACAAGGAAACAGCUUUCAGAUCUUCGUUUAAAAAAUAGAUGCCAUGAAAAUGAAAGGCUUCAGCAAUUAUGGAGAUACCAUUGUAUUUACAUGAAAUUACAAGAUAUUUUGAAGAUAGGUUAUUCAAAAAAUACCGCGUUCAGUAAAUUGAAUAGGACAAUCUCUCACUUAAAAUGGAAAAUUUCAAUCUCAUUGAAAUCUAACAUCAUUCCAAAGCCAUGUUGCUAAUAAAUAGAGAUCUACCAUAGAAUACAUGUGAAUACAAUGCAUUUACAUUAAUCUCGAUGCGAUGACAGAAAUCCCAUUUACAUUAGUGUUUAUAAUUGCUAAUGACUCUGCCUACAGCUUUCCAUAUUUUGCAGCAUUCACUAAAUGUUGUCUCAGGAUUUAUUAGGAUAAACGUUUAUUUAACAAUGAGAAAUUUCAUCGGAGAAAAAUGUGGAAUAUUUGUCAUUGUAAUACUGUGUUUUCAGACUAAAGCAGUGUUGAAUGGGGCAGCUACUGGAGAGAUUCCAGAUACCAGCAGUUUUGUUUGUCUGUGGUAAUUUAGGCUGUUUUGAUAAGGGCUCAGAAAAGAUGAGACAGAUGAUGUGAAACUGAGAAAUCUUGCCUUUUAGUGAUGAUUUCAUGGAAGACGUUUGUUGAUUUAAUUUGGGUAAAACUGUAUCAGCUGAA
Toxotes jaculatrix (banded archerfish) is the source of this 2695-nucleotide messenger RNA. RefSeq names its product enhancer of mRNA decapping 3 homolog (S. cerevisiae) (gene edc3). The coding region runs from base 374 to 1810 and encodes 478 amino acids. The transcript is spliced from 6 exons. Gene Ontology annotation, molecular function: mRNA binding. NCBI's taxonomy places the organism in Eukaryota, Metazoa, Chordata, Actinopteri, Toxotidae. Gene Ontology annotation, cellular component: P-body. The record is from RefSeq and is a predicted model, not a curated record. Gene Ontology annotation, biological process: P-body assembly; deadenylation-independent decapping of nuclear-transcribed mRNA.